Molecule: messenger RNA, 3411 nt
Organism: Drosophila bipectinata
Lineage: Eukaryota; Metazoa; Arthropoda; Insecta; Diptera; Drosophilidae
Gene: pad
Product: poils au dos
Biological process (GO): regulation of gene expression
Cellular component (GO): nucleus
Molecular function (GO): zinc ion binding
Source: RefSeq, a predicted model, not a curated record
UUGGUAAUCGACAGCCUUCUGUUAUCGGCAAAGUAUCAUCUCUAGUAGCUAAGCGUCGUUCUGCAGACGGAAAAACAACAAAUACAAUAAAAACAAACCACUAAAAUUGGUAAAUAAAAGCUUAAGCGGGAAAAUGGCAAGUGGCGGCGCCAGCGUGCGCUGCAUCGAUUACUAUGAGUUGUGUCGCCUCUGCACGGACAGCGCCAACCAAAAGACACAUAUCUUUUCGCCUGAGGGACGCGCGAAGAACCUCAACCAGAAGAUCUUUGAGGUCCUCUCGCUGCAGGUGGAAGAGAAAGACCGCCUCCCGAAAGGCGUCUGCAGUCAAUGUAUCCAGACGCUGGAGCAGAUGGACGGGUUCAGAGCCACUUGCCGAAAUUCUCAAAACAUGCUGAGCAAGUGCCUCACCAUGAGGCCGGCGGCAACCAGUGAAAAGUUGUACAUUAGAGAUCCAAUUGACGACUCUGGAAAAAGCCUCGGCGUUGUCCAAGCAUCUCCAGCUGCCUCUACGACCACCGCAACGGCCCAGCAGUCAAGAAACCUUCUCAACAGCAUUAUGCAAGCUGUGAGUGUGCAGCCUCAGCAACAGUACACCAUAACAUUGGACAACGGAAUCCAACAGCAGCAGCCUUUGCAGCCGCCAACCGAACCCGUCAAGAGCGAUAAGCAGACGGUCCUAGAGGAGUUUAUACGCCUCAAGCCGGAUAUUAAAAUAACUCCGCUGGGAAAGAAGGACGCCAACGCUGCCGUCAGAAACCAACAGCCGCCCCCGCCUCCGCUGCAGACCGUGACAAACACUACCACCACGCUCCCCAGUCCGCAGUUGCAAUUGCAACCGCAACUGGGUGAUCAACUUCAGCCGCUCCUGCAGCAAAUACAGCAACUACAGCUGCAGCAACAGCUCCAGCAACUAACCAGUCAACUAAACAGCCAAUUAACUACCACGACCGAUGAUACUGGCGGACCCAGCGACUCAAAAAAGCCGAAGCUCAACUUCGUAAUCUCCUCGCCGGCAACUCCGCAAUUUUCCACGCAACUAAAUCAGUUUGGGUCGACCCAGCCACAGAUUCAAUUGCAGUUGAUGCCAGGAGGCGGCGGUGUAGGAGUUUCUGGGGCAUUGAACGCUCCAGUCCCUACGCAGAUCAACGCUGCUGCUCUACUCUCCAGUUGCUUUACAACUCCUCAAACGACACCCAACCUUCUCUCGCCCAACAAAUGCUUCCUGCCCAUCACUAUUCGAGACGAAAACUCGGAUCAGCAGAUUGUAGCGCACAUUGACACAAAGAACAUGGUAUUACCGACCACCUAUCAAGUGCAGAUGAAGCUGCAGCCACAGUUGGCCACCGCUGAUGGACAGCCGAUAAUGCAGCUGACACCCACUUCCAUACCGGCUACAUUGCAGCUAACGCCGCAAACAUUGGGGGGUACGCAGGCAACAGUCGCUCAAAACCAGUACAUUACUCCACAGGCCGCGCAACCGCUGCCAAUUCAGAAUCAACAAAUAAUUCCCCAGCAGCAGCAGCAGCAACUACCACCUCACACGGCCCAGGUAACAUCUCAGCAAAUUAUCCGAUCUCCCCAGUCCGCCUCUGCGAAUCCCCAGUUGGUGAUCCGCAAUGUGAGCUCAGCAUCUACUCCAACCACUCCAACGAGUAGUAAAGAAGCACCUGUAUUUAAGACACCCUCACCUAGACAGAGGCCUGUCACGGCACCUAAGACAAAGGUGAUCUCCUCUUCCGCUUUGCCAACAGCACAACCCGUCGGUGGAUCAGCUCCAGACCCAAAGAGAUUAGUGACUCAAGUUAAACAGAUGCAACACGUUAAACAGCCCCUACCAGCAGCCACAACUGCCACCCAGAAUUCGAUCUCAUCCAACUCUGCCUUACAGCGGCUAUCCUCGAACACUACUAUCACCAAAGUAACAAAGCAGUCUGCGGUCGCAGCUCCGGCGCCAGCACCGGUAUCAGCUCCAGCCUCAGCUCCGCCUAAAUUGCCAGUAAUUAAUAAGCAAAACUUAACCAUCAGUCGAAUCUCCUCCCAAUCCACACCCAAGCCGCAAAUGAAGCAGCCAAUGGCAGCACCAUCGGCGGUACCAGCUCCAGCACAUAACCCACAACCCAUUCCUGUCUCAAUUCCCGCGCUUAACAAAGCACAGCCACCGCCAAUGGCAUCGCAGCACAAGAAGGUUAUACGCAAGCCUCCUGAAAACCAGGAAUCCCCUGAUCAAAAGGCUAAGGCUGCGCGUCCCCAGCAGCAAAUUCUGCCAUUACCACAACAAGAUAGUCAGCAGGCUACUCUUUCGCAAGGACUCACCUGUCCCACCUGCAAUCGCGAGUUUAAGAAGAAAGAGCAUCUCACCCAACACGUAAAGCUUCACGCGGGCCUGCGACCUUUCAAGUGCUCGGAGGAGGGUUGCGACAAGGCAUUCAGCCGCAAGGAACAUUUAUCCCGUCACCUGGUCUCCCAUUCUGGCCAGAAAAUGUACACCUGUGAGGUCUGUCGGAAGCCAUUCUCCCGUAAGGACAACCUUAACAAGCAUAAGAGAAUCCACACCCAGCCCGUAAGUGAGACCCUGCAUAGCUGCGAUAUCUGCAACAAGAACUUUUCCAACAAAAUGCAUUAUGAGAAGCAUCGUGAAAUGCACACGGGGAAAAGACCGCGUGAGGAGAGCAUUACUUCUGCCCCGGUUCCACCAGCUGCGCCUGCCCUUGUGUCUUCCCAAGUUCGAAGCAACCCACAGGGACCCAACAAGGAUAUUUAUGAAAUGAAGCAGCGUGUUCCUCACCAGCAGCAACAAGCCCCUCAACAGCAGCAACAUGCGCAAGCGCAACCGCAGCAGGCGCAGAUAAUGCAUGUGGUGACUACCCAGGACUUGGCCGGAAAUACCAUAACUAUAACGCAGGCGCCCGAUUCCAAUAUCAACGCGUCGUUGGCUAACUUUGUGCAGCUGGGAUUCCCUACGUUUCAAAACUCCACCGCACCAGCCAACCCAAUAGUCUGUAAGAUUGAAAAAUAGACUUCUUUCCUUACCUCGUGUGCUAGUCUACCUGCUGGUUCCUUAUUAUGUUUACUUAACACUUGGUUUACCUUUACUCAUCUUUUGUGCAAUAUUAUUUUUUAUGGAUUUUACUCGUGUUUUUGCACGUAUUUUAUACAAAUUUUAGCUUAAUUCGUUUUUGUUUGUUUCGGUUCUCAGUUAGUGAAACCAGCAGAGCGAUAUUCCCGCUGUUAAUUUUAAGAAUUAUCUCAAGAUUGUGUGCGCAAUUCGAUUUUACAUUUAGGACAGUUGUAAAUAAAUGUAUGUAUAUCUAUUUUACAUCAAAGUUGUAAGCAUUUCGAUGGUGAAUACCUUUUUGGGUGAAAACAAUGAUUCCAUGCGAAAAUAAAUAAAAUGUAGAAUUUAUGGCAGAA